AGAGAUGGUAAGCAUGUAUAUUGCUGCAGGAUAAAUUUUCUCCAGGCAUGUCAAGAGUUCGAAGCUUGGUAUUGUAGUUGGGUCAAUCUAGUCGGUAAACAGUAUAGUGUGGUGUGUAAAAUACGGACACGAGGGAAGUAUUCAGGUGCCACGUAAGCGGGUACCAUUUUCGGUUUCACGUAUGGUUUAUGCGUCCAGUUCAUCUCCAGACUCCAGGUAUCAGAGUCGUAUACUCACGGUAAACUCAUAUCACUUUCGCUCAAAUCCACUCUCCGUUCUCUUCUCCGAUCUAGCAACGCAAUUUCACUCUCUUCCCCAGCUGUUACCGCGCAAUCAUCGGCCCUAUAUCUCAACGCCUUCCGUCUUUUUCACCGCCGGCGCCACCGCCGCCGCUUGAUUCACCUCCCGAUUCGUUGCCGCCUGCUCCGAGGGGAUUCGGUUGCCGCCGUCGGGGUGAUCAGUGAUUCAAUAUAGACGGACGGACGUACGCACGCAUCGGCCGGUGUUUUGGCGAAGAAUGAUAGUGGGGAGUACUAGGGUUUAGGGCUUUUUUGAAUUUGAUGGCGUCAGGGGCAGCGUCUGCGUCAGUGUCAGCGUCAGCUUCGAUUUCGCAGAGCUUGAGGGAUGCUUACAAUGGAAUGUCCUCCGACAAUAUCAAGGGAUUGGUUCUCGCAUUGUCGUCCAGUUUGUUCAUCGGCGCUAGCUUUAUUAUUAAGAAGAAAGGUUUGAAAAGGGCCGCAGCGUCUGGCACCAGGGCUGGAGUGGGGGGAUACUCAUACCUGUAUGAGCCGCUUUGGUGGGUGGGCAUGAUUACCAUGAUUGUAGGAGAAAUUGCCAAUUUUGCAGCUUAUGCAUUUGCACCUGCUAUUCUGGUUACUCCUCUUGGUGCACUCAGCAUUAUCAUAAGUGCAGUGCUUGCACACAUUAUUUUACGAGAGAAGCUACAUAUAUUUGGAAUUCUUGGUUGUGCAUUGUGUGUUGUGGGAUCCAUCACAAUUGUUCUGCAUGCUCCUCAAGAACGCCAGAUUGAAUCAGUGAAAGAAGUGUGGGAUCUUGCUACUGAGCCAGGUUUUCUCUUUUAUGCUUCUGUGGUGGUAAUAGCUGCCUUGAUUAUCGUAUUUUGCUACAUACCAAAAUAUGGGCAGACACACGUAAUGUGCUAUAUUGGAGUAUGUUCUCUAGUAGGUUCCUUAUCGGUGAUGAGUGUCAAAGCAAUUGGUAUUGCUCUAAAGUUGACAUUGUCAGGAAUGAAUCAGCUAAUAUAUCCUCAGACCUGGGCCUUUACAUUGAUCGUCGUGGUUUGUGUGCUUACUCAAAUGAAUUAUUUAAAUAUGGCUCUUGACACAUUCAACACAGCUGUUGUGUCGCCUAUAUACUAUGUUAUGUUUACAUCUCUAACCAUUUUGGCUAGUGUGAUCAUGUUCAAGGACUGGGAUAGACAGAACCCUACACAAAUUGUGACGGAGAUGUGUGGAUUUGUGACAAUACUUUCUGGAACUUUUCUCCUUCACAAAACCAAAGACAUGGCUGAAGGUAACACGCCACGAUUUCCCAAGCACGCUGAUGAGGAGGAUGGUUUCGGUCAGGAAGGCAUCCCUUUGAAGCGGCAAGAUACCUCGAGAUCACCAUGAUGUAUUUUGAUUUUCUUUUUUCUUCUCUCUCACUUUUUGCUCAUUACAGUAGCCAAUCUCUGAGAAAAAGAACACACUUGUGUGAGAUUGUAUUUUACUAAGUAGGGGUAUUCUUUCUUCUAAAUAGUGCAUAGAAAAGGGAGAGCCUCUGUUUUUUCCCUUUCCCUUUCUGUGGAAAAAAACAGACAUCUUUCCUCUUCUUCUCAAAUGAUGUCAAUAUACAAAAACAAUGAAAAUUCGCGACGUACAAACGAAGGCCCCUUAAGCUUCAUUCA
Ipomoea triloba (trilobed morning glory) is the source of this 1906-nucleotide messenger RNA. Its product is annotated as probable magnesium transporter NIPA4. The coding region runs from base 561 to 1631 and encodes 356 amino acids. The record is from RefSeq and is a predicted model, not a curated record. Gene Ontology annotation, molecular function: magnesium ion transmembrane transporter activity. Gene Ontology annotation, biological process: magnesium ion transport. The transcript has 10 exons. Lineage: Eukaryota; Viridiplantae; Streptophyta; Magnoliopsida; Solanales; Convolvulaceae. Gene Ontology annotation, cellular component: membrane.